UAAACCCAUCCAGAAAGAAAGAAAAGAAAAAAGAGGAAUCUUUUGCGUUGUGCCCCUUUCCGAUUCCCCGUUGUCCACAUUCCCCAUUCUCUCUGUUUCGGUCUCCAAUGGCGAUUUCCGACACCCUUCUUCUUCCCCAAACUUCCCCAUUUCCCCCAACAACCCGCCGCUCCUCUGCCCCCAAAAAUGGCCUCCAAAUCCGAAACAGCGCCAGAUCCGUCAACUUUCUCGAUCUCCGACCCGAGUCCCGACCCGACCCGCUCAUCUUCGACCUUCCCCUGUUUCGCCCCGGGUCCGACAGCUCCCGAUUCGACGUGGUGGUGGUCGGCGCCGGGCCUGCUGGGCUGCGCCUGGCCGGAGAGGUGGCAGGGUACGGCAUCAAGGUGUGCUGCGUGGACCCUUCGCCGCUGUCGCCGUGGCCCAACAACUACGGCGUGUGGAUCGACGAGUUUCGCGCAUUGGGCCUUCAGGAUUGCUUCCACAAGACCUGGCCGAUGGCUUCCGUCUACUUGGACGACCGGAAAGUCAAGUACCUCCACCGCCCCUAUGCUCAGGUGAGUAGGAAGAAACUGAAGACGAGAUUAAUGGAGGAAUGUGCAGCAAAGGGGGUGAAAUUUCACAAGGCAAAAGUCUGGGAAAUGGAGCACCAAGAAUUCCAAUCUUCAGUCCACUGCGACGACGGCGCUCAAAUCAAAGCAAGCUUAAUCAUCGACGCCAGCGGAUUCUCCACCAAAUUCAUAGAGUAUUCGAAGCCAAGAAACUGCGGAUUUCAGAUCGCCCAUGGAAUUCUGGCUGAGGUCGAAGAACACCCAUUCGAUCUAAACAAGAUGGUUCUAAUGGAUUGGAGAGACACCCAUUUGGCGAACGAGCCAUAUCUAAGACAAGAAAACAAAAAGGCCCCAACUUUCCUCUACGCGAUGCCGUUCGAUUCGAAUCUGAUUUUUCUGGAGGAGACCUCCCUCGUCGGCCGCCCGGCGCUGCCGUACGCGGCGGUGAAGAGGAGGAUGGCGGCGAGGCUGCGCCACUUGGGAAUAAGGUUGGAUGGGACGAGGAGGUUUUUUGAUGGGUUUUUUGAUUUGGAUGCGUUUUAUUGGGAGGGGUUUUUGUCUUCUAGUUUGUCUCUUUCGGAGCUGGCUAUGUUGAGUUUGUCCAUGUUUGGACAUGGCUCUACCAUGUCUAGGGUUGAUAUUCUCACUAAAUGCCCUCUUCCUCUUGUGAGAAUGGUGGCUAAUCUUGCCCUUCAAUCCAUUCGAUGAAUCAUCACUAAUCUUUAUAACUUCAGAAUGCCAAGCUCUAAUGUAUGAAUACUCGUCGAAAUAUUCAAUAGUUCUUUAGGUUUUCUUUCUGGUAAAAAUUUUAAUAGUGGUCAACUAAAGAUAAGCAGUAAUGACGUGUAAACACCUAAGUGUGUUUAAACAUGAUAUUGUAAUCUUUAAAUUUUUUAUGAAAAGACAUUUUAGGUU
Molecule: messenger RNA, 1463 nt
Organism: Momordica charantia (bitter melon)
Lineage: Eukaryota; Viridiplantae; Streptophyta; Magnoliopsida; Cucurbitales; Cucurbitaceae
Source: RefSeq, a predicted model, not a curated record